Molecule: messenger RNA, 796 nt
Organism: Cyprinus carpio (common carp)
Lineage: Eukaryota; Metazoa; Chordata; Actinopteri; Cypriniformes; Cyprinidae
Product: guanine nucleotide-binding protein G(I)/G(S)/G(O) subunit gamma-5-like
Biological process (GO): G protein-coupled receptor signaling pathway
Cellular component (GO): heterotrimeric G-protein complex
Molecular function (GO): G-protein beta-subunit binding
Source: RefSeq, a predicted model, not a curated record
GUAUAACGUUACGUUACUUCCGGACUGAACCAACCGGAAACCGCCAGCUUAUAACUUUUGUUUUCGCUGCUGCUGCACAUCGAUUAGAAACAUCAAACAUCAUGUCGGGCUCAUCAAACAUUGUUGCGAUGAAGAAAAUCGUUCAGCAGUUGCGCUUCGAAGCAAACAUCAACAGAGUAAAGGUUUCUCAGGCAGCUGCAGAGCUUCAGCAGUUCUGCGUCCAGAACGCCCUACAAGAUCCUCUGCUGACCGGUGUGUCUUCGAGCACCAACCCCUUCAGGACACAGAAGGUUUGCUCCUUCUUGUGAGGGUCCGUGAUGGGCAGCUGCCAUUGGCUUUUUCCUGUUCCUGUGACAAUUCUGCUGGUGAAAAAAAAAGAGAAGACAACCACUGCCAUGAUGUGUUAUUGAAAAAGCAGCAGCACAAAGCUGUCGUCUUGCCAUUUAAUACCUCAUGCCAUAAACACAAAAAACAAGAACUGAAAGGAUUUGCCUCUCUGGCUGCUUUAUGUCUGUUAUGGUGCAUUUUCAUUUUAGAAGAAGAUUUUUUCAAGUUCUCAGAUUGACUCUCCUUCACACAGCCCUCAGAUUUCUGUUUGAAGACCUCAAACUAAAAAGUCUGCCUUAAUGAGUGAUAAACAACGCUCCAGUUUUGUGGAGGGAAGGCUGUUGUAUUUUUGUGUGGCACAGCAGAGGAAACUUAGUAAUUUAUUGUGCCUUUUUAACAUUGUAGUCUAUUUCUCUAUCUUCUCCGCCUUAGACUUUUUAUAACCCAAAAUAAACCCAUUGAUUUCUAA